GUAAAUGAAGCUAGGCUGUAAGUGGGCGUGACUAGGCCCUGGGGGGCUGGCUGGGCUCUGGCCCGGGUGGGGCGGGGCGGCUCACAGCUGCGCAGCGCACGCGCGACCACAGCAGCUGUUACUCUGACCGGCAUGGCGGUGUGUGCUCGUCUUUGCGGCGUGGGCCCUUCCCGGGGAUGCCGGCGUCGCCAGCAGCGCCGGGGCCCAGCCGAAACGGCGGCGGCCGACAGCGAACCGGACACAGACCCGGAGGAGGAGCGCAUCGAGGCUGGCGCGGCAGUGCUGUGCGGUGGGGGGAGCAGCCGGAGCGCUAGCCCCUCGCCGCCCCCGCGCUGCUCCCUGCUGGAGCUGCCUCCAGAGCUGCUGGUGGAGAUCUUCGCCUCGCUACCAGGCACAGACCUCCCGAGCCUGGCUCAGGUCUGCACCAAGUUCCGUCACAUCCUGCACACGGACACCAUCUGGAGACGGCGCUGUCGGGAGGAGUACGGCGUUUGUGAAAACUUGCGGAAGCUGGAGAUCACGGGUGUCUCUUGUCGAGACGUCUAUGCGAAGCGUAUAAACCCUCGUGUGAAGUCGGGACGUUUCAUGAAAGUUCUUCCCGAUUGCGAGCAGCACAUGGAGUACCGAGAUGUGUACACCUGCCUGCUCCACAGAUACAGACACAUCUUGGGAUUGUGGCAGCCAGAUAUCGGGCCCUACGGAGGACUGCUGAACGUGGUGGUGGACGGUUUGUUCAUUAUUGGUUGGAUGUACCUGCCUCCCCAUGACCCUCAUGUGGAUGACCCAAUGCGAUUCAAGCCCUUGUUUAGAAUCCACCUGACGGAGAGGAAAUCACCCACGGUGGAGUGCAUGUACGGCCACAGAGGGCCCCACAAUGGCCACAUCCAGAUUGUAAAGAAGGACGAGUUCUCCACCAAGUGUAACCAGACGGACCACCACAGGAUGUCUGGUGGGAGGCAAGAGGAGUUCCGAACGUGGCUGAGGGAAGAAUGGGGGCGGACGCUGGAGGACAUUUUCCAUGAGCACAUGCAGGAGCUCAUCCUGAUGAAGUUCAUCUACACCAGUCAGUAUGACAACUGCCUGACCUACCGCCGCAUCUACCUCCCGCCCAGCCACCCAGACGACCUUAUCAGGCCAGGCCUCUUCAAAGGCACCUAUGGCAGCCACGGCCUAGAGAUUGUCAUGCUCAGCUUCCAUGGGAAGCAUGCCAGGGCCACGAAGAUCACAGGUGACCCCAAUAUUCCUGCGGGGCAGCAAACGGUAGAGAUCGACCUCAUGCACCGCAUCCAGCUGCCUAAUGUCGAGAACCUCUGCAACUUCAAUGAGCUCUCCCGCAUCGUCCUGGAGGUUCACGAGCAGGUACGCCAGGAGCAGCAGCAGCAAGAAGACAGGACUGAGGACAGCGAGGGUGCCAGGCCACCCACGGAGAAGGUCUGGGAGCCCGGGGACAGAGGGGCUGCAGCUUUGAAGGAGGAGCCUGUCCAGUUUGUUCUGCCUGUGGGUGUGACCUCAAGGAACGAGGACUACCCCCGAACCUGCAGGAUGUGUUUCUACGGUACAGGCCUCAUCGCCGACCAUGGCUUCACCAGCCCCGAGCGCACCCCUGGCGUCUUCAUCCUGUUCGACGAGGACCGCUUCGGGUUCAUCUGGCUGGAGCUGAAAUCCUUCAGCCUGUACAGCAGAGUCCAGGCCAACUUCCGGAACGCGGACGCACCAUCCGCGCAGGCCUUUGAGGAGAUGCUCAAGAACAUUCAGUCCCUGACCUCCUGACGGCCCCUCUCUCUGCUGGGGGCGGCUCCAGACCCUGAGACCUGGGAAGAGCAGCAGCAUGCACUUUUUUGAGAUUCAACCUUCCGACCAGAACACCCACCUUCUUGGAGGCUUCUUGGCCCAGCCACCUGAAAUACUUUCUAUAGAGUGUGCGGCGUAGGCCUGCACAUUUGUCAGUAGCCAAUGGGAAAGCUGAGCUGAGCAUGUCUUAUAACGAAACAAAACAAAAAAAAAACAAAGAAUUGGAGAAAUUGA
Messenger RNA from Phyllostomus hastatus (greater spear-nosed bat), 2025 nucleotides. RefSeq names its product F-box protein 31 (gene FBXO31). The transcript is spliced from 10 exons. The coding region runs from base 133 to 1770 and encodes 545 amino acids. Gene Ontology annotation, molecular function: protein binding. Lineage: Eukaryota; Metazoa; Chordata; Mammalia; Chiroptera; Phyllostomidae. The record is from RefSeq and is a predicted model, not a curated record.